CAGUUUUCACACCUGAUGAGAUCUCUCAUCUGGAACAAGACAAAGAGCCAUGGGUCCCAGAUCUCCAUGAUUCAGAGGAAAGAGAGAUCCUGAGAGGUACCUGCACAAGGGAGGAAUCAUUCAGUCAAUUCAAAACCUGUCCGUGUCUGAAGGAAACAGCUGCGGUUCCCGACAGAGACCUUGUGAGUUCUCCGAGUUCAGGAUUCUCCCCAGCAGGUGAUGGGAUGCUGAGUGAGAAGAAGGAGCACCAACCUCAGCAGGAAGAUGCUGAGCAAGACGAACCACACGGGGCAUUAUUGCAAAUAUCUGAGAAGGAUGUGUCCAGGAGUCAUGAGCAGAGAGAAGGUCGUCAAAGUCAGCACAGGCCAGAGAGGAAGCAGGGAAACAAGCCAAGGGAGAAAUUGAAUAAAUCCAUUAAUAGUUGGGGACCUCACAAAUACAUCAAGGAAACCACAACCCAGCAGAAAAUCCAGGCAGGAGCGAGAAACAACACGUGCUCUGAUUGUGGGAAAAAUUUCAGUAGCCGCUCAGUUCUUCUUAAACAUCAGAGGAUCCACACAGGGGAAAGACCCUAUGAAUGCCGUGAGUGUGGGAAAAACUUCACUCAGAGCUCAUCCCUUAUUAAACAUCGGAGAAUACACACGGGAGAGAGACCCUAUGCGUGCUGUGAGUGUGGGAAAGCCUUCACUCAGAGAUCAUCCCUCAUUACACAUCAGAGGAUCCACACAGGGGCGCAAUCCUAUGCAUGCUCUGAAUGUGGAGAAAGCUUCACUCGGCGCUCAAACCUGAUUGUACAUCAGCGAAUUCACACAGGAGAAAGACCCUACCAAUGCUGUGAGUGUGCGAAAAACUUCACCAACAGCUCCUCGCUUAUGAAACAUCAGAGAAUCCAUACGGGAGCCAGGCCUUAUGAAUGCCACGAGUGCGGGAAAACCUUCACCCGCAGCUCACACCUCAUUGCACACCAGAGAACCCACACGGGAGAGAGACCCUAUGAAUGCUGCGAAUGCGGGAAAACCUUCACGGAUAGCUCAGACCUUAUUAAGCAUCAGAGAAUCCACACGGGAGAGAGACCUUAUGAAUGCAGUGAGUGCAGGAAAAGCUUCAUGGAUAGCUCAGACCUUACUAAGCAUCAGAGAAUCCACACGGGAGAGAGACGUUAUGAAUGCAGUGAGUGCAGGAAAAGUUUCACUCACAGCUCAGCCCUUAUGACACAUCAGAGAAUCCAUACGGGAGAAAGACCUCACGAAUGCUGCGAGUGCGGGAAAAGCUUCACUCAGAGCUCGGACCUAAUUAAACAUCAGAGAAUCCACACCGGCGAGCGGCCCUAUAGAUGCGGUGAGUGCGGGAAAAGCUUCACUUGGCGCUCGAGCCUAAUUACGCAUCAGAGAUUCCACACAGAAGAAAGACCCUAUGGGUGCCGUGAGUGCGGGAAAAAAUUCUUUGUCAGCUCAGCGCUUCGGGAACAUCAGAGGAUCCACAUUGGAGCCAGACCUUAUCAGUGCGGUGAGUGCGGGAAAAACUUCACUCGCAGCUCGAACCUUAUUAGACAUCAGAGGCUCCACUCAGCUUAGAGACACUCUAGAUGCUCUGAGUGUGGGAAAAGUUUCUAUCAGAACUCAGCCCUUACUUAUCCCCAGAGAAUUUGCAAGGGAAACAAACGCCAUAAAAACCUUAUUUAAGGCUGACCAUUUUUAUUUAUUUUUUUCCUAAUUCCCUCUUAAAGACUUUUUGAACUACAUUUGAAACCCAGGUGUAGAGCCAAUACUCAUAACUUCAAAUACAAAAAUGAUACAUGCAGGCCAAGAGCAUAAUCAUAUUCAGCAAAUCAUAACCUUUCCAUAGAACUCUUACAUGCCCCAUUGGACAAGAUUGGUUGCAAAGAUAUAACAGUGGUUGCAACAAUGAUCUAUAUGGUCAUUGUUUAAUCAGAUAACGUCACAGCCACGUGUAAAAGGAUA
Terrapene triunguis (Three-toed box turtle) is the source of this 1961-nucleotide messenger RNA. RefSeq names its product zinc finger protein 3-like. The transcript is spliced from 2 exons. Bases 225 to 1574 code for a protein of 449 amino acids. The record is from RefSeq and is a predicted model, not a curated record. NCBI's taxonomy places the organism in Eukaryota, Metazoa, Chordata, Testudines, Emydidae.